This is a messenger RNA of Moneuplotes crassus, 1182 nucleotides long. Lineage: Eukaryota; Ciliophora; Spirotrichea; Euplotida; Euplotidae. The record is from the annotation of a GenBank genome assembly.
AUGAAAGCGGUUGUCUAUUUUACAGCCCUUCUAGUCUCAUUGACACAAGCACAGACGUGCCAGAAGGUGGAGUGUUCUAAAAACCACAAAGCAUGUUCAACUGUUUCAGGCACAUCAGUCACUGUGAAUCCUGAAUUCUGAGAGGACAAUAAGGUCUGACAUUACAAUACUGAAUUUUCACAUUCAGAAUGAAUGCACAAACUUAGUGACCCAAAGGCAGAGAUGUUCCUUUACCCUGGCUAUUACUGCGGGUAUUACCAAGCAAACGUUGGAAGUGUUAGCUUCUAUGAUAAAGCAAAGUGUGUAUUUGGUGAAAAAGUCUGUGGGCCCACAGUGUCUGCUGCUGAAUUCAACAAGAAAGAGGACUCCUUCUACGUCUGUCAGGGAAAACACACUUAUGAUCAAUGUGAGAGACACUCUGAUUGAUAUACUUAUGGUAAUAAGGAAUAUGACAAUGAAAGAGGUAAAUUUGUCUAUAAGGGAAAUUUUUGUGAUUCAGGCAGAUGUACACCUGAAGUCGGCAUCGGCCACUAUUGCAAAGCACAUGAAGCAUGAGGAAGAGAUGGAUUCUGCCUCUUCCCUGAUGCUACACUUGAUUUUGGGUACUGUGUCGAGUAUGGGUCUGUGGAGAGCAACGGAGCUCAGGUGCAGGCAAACAGAAGCGGAGCUUUCCUCUACCAGCAGCACUCUGAAAAGGUGUGAAAGUCCGGAUUUCUAGACUCAACCAAUGGCAAAUGUAAAAAUGGGCCUCAAUCCGUCAACAAAGGGAAUACAUGCUCGUCUGAUGCUGAUUGCCCCAAUACGGACUCGACUACCUCAUCAUGCAAGUGCUCGUUAGAUGGAAACAAAUACUGAGACAUUUCUGGAGGUGAUGAGGAAUGGACCAAUGUCAUCACCAAAUUCCAUAAAUAUCUUAACAAAACUCCUGAGUUUCACCCUUCUGAGAUGUGGGGACCCUGAAUGGACACUCCUGAAUAUAAGGACUGGUACUGAGCUGAGUUUGAAGCGAAGCACUAUGUUGAGCUGCUCAAGAAGCCCGACUGAUUUGAAAAAGUCAUGAAAUACCAUCAUGAUUACGGAGAGUACUACAAAGUUUGACUCAGAGGCUCCUUCGUGACCCCUAUAGUAGCCAUAGCAGCGGUAGUGGUAACAUAUGUAGGAAUGAUAUAAACCUUGCCAGAG